Molecule: messenger RNA, 739 nt
Organism: Salvelinus sp. IW2-2015
Lineage: Eukaryota; Metazoa; Chordata; Actinopteri; Salmoniformes; Salmonidae
Product: juxtaposed with another zinc finger protein 1
Cellular component (GO): nucleus
Source: RefSeq, a predicted model, not a curated record
AUUCAUGACGGAUGCGGCGCGUCGGGAGCAGGAGACCUUGAAGAAGCGGGCCACGCCCAAACUUUCCCUGUCAAUCACAGGGGGUGUGUCUCGAAACAGCGUGGCCACGCCUCCACGCCACAGUAACGGCAACCUGACUCCUCCCGUGACUCCACCCAUCACACCCUCCUCCUCCUUCCGUAGCAGCACACCCACAGGCAGUGAGUAUGAUGAUGAGGAGGUGGACUAUGAGGAGUCAGACAGUGAUGAGUCCUGGACCACAGAGAGUGCCAUCAGCUCGGAGUCUAUCCUCAGCUCCAUGUGUAUGAAUGGAGGGGAGGAGAAACCCUUCGCCUGCCCUGUGCCUGGCUGCAAGAAGAGAUACAAGAAUGUGAACGGUAUUAAAUACCAUGCCAAGAACGGCCACCGGACACAGAUCCGUGUGCGGAAGCCCUUCAAGUGCCGCUGUGGGAAGAGCUACAAGACGUCCAGGGGCCUGAGAACACACAUCAACUUCCACCCGGCCCGUCUCUGCCGACAUCAUCCGCAAGAUGCAUGGGCUAGAGACGAUCGUCGUGCAAACCCCUGGUCACCCCCCAAACAUUACCUAUUCCUCACCAGCACUACCCACCCAACCCAACACCCCAAACCUUUUAAUCGUCAAUAUCCACCUCACCUCUCCCAACCCAAAACUACCCUAUUCCUUCAGGCCCAACAUAGGGGUGACAACCCAAACCCCUAUCCCUUCUGGCCCACAUAG